This is a messenger RNA of Girardinichthys multiradiatus, 9764 nucleotides long. RefSeq names its product plexin-A2-like. Lineage: Eukaryota; Metazoa; Chordata; Actinopteri; Cyprinodontiformes; Goodeidae. The coding region runs from base 454 to 6189 and encodes 1911 amino acids. Gene Ontology annotation, molecular function: protein binding; semaphorin receptor activity. Gene Ontology annotation, biological process: negative regulation of cell adhesion; regulation of cell shape; regulation of cell migration. The transcript has 32 exons. Gene Ontology annotation, cellular component: semaphorin receptor complex. The record is from RefSeq and is a predicted model, not a curated record.
GGCAUCCUCACACAGAAGCACACAGCCACACUCAGACAGACAGAAAGAGGGUUAGAGAGGGAGAGGGAGAGAGAAACCGUGGCAGCCUGUUAGAGAAAAUGUCCAGUCCAUGAGCGAGACGUUAUAUUUGAUGCAGUCUCCUUCUCAGCCGAUCACCGGGAGAUGCUCACUGCUGUCCGGAUGACUUUCACCACUAGAAGAAAUUCAUUCAUCUGGUCGUAUCUGAUUCACUGACGGACAGGUGGUGGCCGAACGGAGGUGGUGCGCUCAAACCCCAGCGAAACCAUCGGGACUGGUCUACUCAUGAAUGAGUCUCCUGCUGUUUCAAGAAUGAUGUGAAGAUCACUCAAGACAAGGCCACUUCUCAGCUCAAUUUUCCUCAGUGCAAUCCUCACAUUUGCUGGUACGCAACCCCAUUUAUCUGAGCUUGGUAUUCAGUGGAGCCCUGUGGGGAUGGGGACGUGCUCAGAUAAAGGAUGGACUUACCAUAGCCUCACUAAAGGUCACCACCCUCCAAAGGUUAUGUCGUGGCCCCUGGCCCUGUGUCUAUUUACUCUAGUUGUUUUGAAUCAAAAGACGACUCUUGGACAGACAAUGAACACCUUCCAGUCCGAGAGGAGGGAAUGGCCAUUGAACCAUGUGACGGUGCAUCAGUCUACUGGGACUUUGUACAUUGGAGCGGUCAACCGGAUCUAUAAGUUGUCUGCUAAUCUCACCCUUUUGGUAUCUCAUGACACAGGUCCAGAGUAUGAUAACAAAGCAUGUUAUCCUCCCCUGAUAGUUCAGCCCUGUUCUGAGCCUUUGGCCUCUACGGACAAUAUCAACAAACUGCUGCUCAUCGACUACUCUCACAACCGGCUGCUGGCCUGUGGCAGUCUCUAUCAGGGCAUCUGUAAGCUGAUGAGGCUAGAUGACUUAUUUAUCCUUGUAGAGCCCACGCAUAAGAAAGAACACUACCUGUCCAGCGACAACCAGACAGGAACGAUGUACGGGGUUGUUGUUCCUUCCCAGGGACAAGAUGCUACUCUGUACAUCGGCACUGCUGUUGGUGGCAAACAGGAUUACUUUCCAACUAUCUCCAGCCGUAAGCUCCCUCGUGACCCAGAGUCCUCUGCCAUGCUGGACUAUGAGCUUCAUACUGAUUUUGUUUCAUCUCUAAUCAAAAUCCCUUCUGACACACUGGCUCUAGUUCCGCACUUUGACAUCUACUACAUCUAUGGUUUCUCCAGUGGGAGCUUUGUCUAUUUCAUGACUGUCCAGCCAGAGACUCCGGAGAAUGGGAUGCCUGCGGGCGGCUCCCCUGGUGACCUGUUUUACACAUCUCGUAUCAUCCGCCUCUGCAAAGGUGACAAGAAGUUCCAUUCAUACGUCUCUCUUCCUGUGGGGUGCGUGCACAGAGGUGAGGAGUUCCGUCUGCUGCAGGCGGCUUACCUAUCUAAGGCUGGCAGGGUGCUGGCUAAGUCACUCAACAUCAGCUCCCAGGAGGAUGUCCUCUUUGCUGUGUUCUCCAAAGGACAAAAGCAGUACCAUGACCCUUCAGAUCAUUCUGCUCUUUGCAUUUUCACCAUCCAAGCCAUCAACAUACGCAUUAAGGAGCGGUUACAGUCCUGCUACCAGGGAGAGGGAAACCUGGAGCUGCACUGGUUGCUGGGAAAGGAUGUACAAUGCACAAAGGCGCCUGUUCCCAUUGACGAUCACUUCUGUGGCCUGGAUAUCAACCAGCCCCUGGGUGGCUCCCAGCUGGUGUCCGGUCAGACUGUGUUCACUGAGAGACGGGAAAGGCUUACCUCUGUCACUUCCUACAUCUACAACGGACACAAUGUGGUCUUUUUGGGCACAAGGAGCGGACGGCUGAAAAAGAUCAGGGUGGACGGAGCUGUGGAGGGAGGAGUGCUGUAUGAGACGCUGACUGUAAUGAAGGACAGCAGCCCAAUCCUCCGGGACAUGGCCUUCUCCCUGGACAGGAACUCUCUGUACGUCAUGUCUGACUAUCAGGUGGUCCAGGUCCCUGUGGAGUCCUGUGAACAGUAUGGUACGUGUGCUGAGUGCCUCAGCGCUGGUGAUCCCCACUGCGGCUGGUGCGUGCUGUACAACAUGUGUUCAAGGAAAGAUCGGUGUCUCAGGGCAGAGGAGAGCUUUCGCUUUGCGACCGACAUUGACCGCUGUGUGAAGGUUAUUGCUCACCCGGACAGCAUCGCUGUAUCAGCACAUAGUGUCCCUCUCCUGCUGGAGGUAAAUAAUGUUCCAGACCUUUCUGCUGGAAUCACCUGUUCAUUUGGCCAGCAGGCCCAAGCAGAGGGCCACGUCAAUGGGAAUAGAGUCAUGUGUCUCUCGCCAGCAGGGAAGGAGGUUCCUCAGAUAUCAGAGGGACAAGACUGGGCCGGUGUGGAGCUUCGUCUGAAUUCGAACGAAACGGGUCAAAUGGUUGCCAGCACAGAGGUGAAGUUCUACAACUGCAGCACUCAUCAGAUGUGUCUCUCAUGUGUAAACAGCACAUUUCGCUGCCACUGGUGUAAAUACCGCAAUCUUUGCACCCACGACCCGAGCAGCUGUUCUUUCCAAGAAGGAAGAGUCAAUGCUUCAGAGGACUGUCCUCAGCUCCUCAACUCUGGGGAAAUUCUCAUUCCAGCCGGCGAGGUCCGACCAAUUACCCUGAGGGCCCGAAACCUCCCUCAGCCGCAGUCAGGCCAGCGGGGCUACGAGUGUGUGGUGAACGUACAGGGUGUAAGCCACCGUGUCACGGCGCUGCGCUUCAACAGCACCAGUGUGCAGUGCCAGAACAGCUCGUACAUAUACGAGGGUGUGAAGAUCAGUGACCUGGCGGUGGACCUCUCCAUUGUAUGGAACGGCAACUUCAUCAUCGACAAUCCGGAGAAGAUUAAAGUGCAUCUGUACAAGUGCAGCGCCCAGCGAGACAGCUGCGGCAUGUGUCUGCGGGCUGAAAGGAAGUUCCAGUGUGGCUGGUGUAGCGGCGAGGGUCGAUGCACCAUGAGGCAGCACUGUCCUCCCAUUUCCCCUUACGCCAGCCGGUGGCUGGACCUUUCUGCCAGGAAUGUCAAGUGUACCAAUCCACGCAUUACAGAGGUAAGCCCGGUGGCAGGACCAGUGGAGGGGGGUACGCUUGUCACUAUUCAGGGCCUGAACCUGGGUCUGUCCUUCGCUGAGCUUGUGGGUAAUGUGGAAGUGGCAGGAGUGGAGUGCACACCACAGGAGCAGGGAUACGUCACUGCUGAGCAGAUUGUAUGUGAGAUGGAUGCAGCUCUUGAAGGAAGUGCCCCAGGUCCAGUUAAGCUGUGUGUUGGUGAAUGCAGACCAGAGCUAAGCACACAGUCCUCCCAGAUCUACACCUUUGUGAAACCCACCAUGUUGGCUCUGACCCCAGGUAGAGGACCUGAGUCUGGGGGCACCAAGGUUACCAUCGUUGGGGAGAAUCUGAGUGCUGGCAGCAUUGUUAGUGUGUACUUUGGGAAUCAAACCUGUGAGCUGUACAGGAGGAGCAUGUCAGAAAUUGUGUGCUUUGCAGCUCCAUCAUUGAUGGGAGCAGGACCAGCACAAGUCAGUUUGAGUGUCGACCGGGCCAAAGCUCCUGGAAGUCUCACCUUUGAGUACAUAGAAGACCCCACAGUCCAAAGCAUUGAACCUCUGUGGAGCAUUACGAGCGGGCACACCACCCUGACAGUGACUGGGACAAACCUGGAUGUGGUUCAGGAACCUCGCGUCCGAGUCAAAUACGCUGGCCAUGAAUCUGUCAAUGUAUGCAAAGUUUUGAACACAACUACAAUCAGCUGCUUCGCUCCUUCUCUGAAGGCGGAUUACACUGCCCACCAGGAGGAGAUUAAACAUGUGGAUGAGUUUGGGUUUGUCUUCAACAACGUCCAAGCUCUGCUCACGUACAACAACACGGGCUUUGUCUACUACCCCAAUCCUUACCUGGAGCCUCUUAGCCUCUCAGGUGUUCUGGAGCAGAAACCUGGAGCUCCCAUCAUUCUCAAAGGCCGUAACCUGGUGCCAUCUGCUUCUGGUGGAGCCAGGCUGAAUUACACAGUGCUGAUCGGAGAUACCCCCUGUUCUCUCACUGUGUCAGACACUCAGUUACUCUGCGAGCCACCGAAUCUCACUGGGCAGCAUAAAGUCCUGGUGCAAGUAGGUGGACUGCACAUCUCUCCUGGAGAAGUUCACAUCCGAUCGGACAGCUUGCUCACGAUGCCCGCUAUUCUCAGCAUCGCAGCUGGUGGAGGGUUGCUCCUCAUCAUUGUCGUCAUCGUUCUGCUCGCCUACAGACGAAAGUCGCAUGAAAAUGACCUCACUCUGAAGCGCCUGCAGAUGCAGAUGGACAAUCUGGAAUCCAGAGUAGCUCUUGAGUGUAAAGAGGCCUUCGCUGAACUACAGACAGACAUCAAUGAGUUAACCAGCGAUCUUGAUAGAGCUGGCAUCCCCUUCCUGGACUAUCGCACGUAUGCAAUGAGGGUUCUCUUUCCUGGCAUUGAUGAUCACCCUGUGCUGAGGGAGCUGGAGGUUCCUGGGAGUGGACAGGCGAAUGUGGAGAAAGCCUUGAAGCAGUUUGCUCAGCUGGUGAAUAACAAGGUUUUCCUGCUGACAUUCAUCCGCACACUAGAGACGCAGCGCUCCUUCUCAAUGCGUGACCGUGGCUACGUUGCUUCGCUCAUCAUGACCUCUCUGCAAGGACGUUUGGAGUAUGCCACAGACAUCCUCAAACACCUGCUCUCGGACCUUAUAGAGCGCAAUCUGGAGAGCAAGAACCAUCCCAAACUACUCCUCAGGAGAACAGAGUCAGUGGCAGAGAAGAUGCUGACAAAUUGGUUUGCAUUCUUGCUUCACAAAUUUCUCAAGGAGUGCGCUGGCGAGCCCCUUUUCAUGCUGUUCUGUGCCAUCAAACAGCAAAUGGAGAAGGGACCCAUAGACUCUAUCACAGGGGAGGCACGCUAUUCCCUCAGUGAAGACAAACUCAUCCGGCAGCAGAUUGAAUACAAGACUCUGACGUUGAGUUGUGUGAACCCUGACAAUGAGAACAGUCCAGAGAUCCCAGUCAAGGUGCUUAACUGUGACACCAUUACCCAGGUGAAGGAAAAGAUCCUGGAUGCUGUAUACAAAAAUAUGCCAUACUCUUCACGACCACGAGCUACAGAUAUGGACUUAGAGUGGCGGCAGGGCAGAACAGCUCGUGUGGUCCUGCAGGAUGAGGACAUCACAACCAAGAUAGAAGGCGACUGGAAGAGACUCAACACACUCAUGCACUAUCAGGUAUCUGAUCGCUGUGUCGUGGCCUUGGUGCCCAAACAGAUGUCCUCUUUCAUCAUUCCCUCAUCUGCCAGCUUCCCACGCAGUAUCAGCAGAUACGGUAUGGACGUCCCAUUCCGCUCCACCCCCACCAGCCCUGACAGCCCUCACUCCCGUGUGCCUAUGCUCACUCCUGACCUGGAGAGUGGUGUCAAAAUUUGGCAUUUAGUCAAGAACCAUGACCACGGUGACCAGAAGGAGGGCGAGCGUGGAAGCAAGAUGGUGUCCGAGAUCUACCUGACGAGGCUGCUAGCAACAAAGGGCACGUUACAGAAGUUUGUAGACGACCUGUUUGAGACUUUGUUCAGCACCGUGUGUCGAGGCACUGCUCUUCCUCUCGCCAUCAAAUACAUGUUUGACUUCCUCGAUGAGCAGGCCGACAGACACGGCAUCCAUGACAUGGACGUUCGCCACACAUGGAAGAGCAACUGCCUCCCGCUGCGGUUCUGGGUGAAUGUAAUCAAGAACCCCCAGUUUGUGUUUGACAUCCACAAAAGCAGCAUCACGGACGCCUGCCUGUCUGUAGUGGCGCAGACCUUUAUGGACUCUUGUUCAACGUCUGAACACCGUUUGGGUAAAGACUCGCCCUCCACCAAACUGCUCUAUGCCAAGGACAUACCGCACUAUAAAAGCUGGGUGGAAAGGUACUAUGCUGACAUCAACCGCCUACCUGCCAUCAGUGAUCAGGAUAUGAAUGCCUAUCUGGCUGAACAGGCUCGCCUCCACUCCAGUGAGUUCAACGUGCUCAGUGCCCUGCAUGAGAUCUACGCUUACGUCAACAAGUACAGCCAAGAGAUCAUUGAGACACUGGAGCAAGACGAACAAGCCCAGAAGCAGAAGCUGGCAUAUAAAGUGGAGCAGAUCAUCUUUGCCAUGUCCUCAGAGAGCUGAGAUAUACACACCAAAAUAUAAAACAUUCCCAAGAAAAAUGGACAUGUGGUAUGUCCAAACUGUAAGGUAUAACACGACACAUUGCAGUGUAAUGGAGGAGUUUUAAACAUUCAACACACAUGCUUCUCAGAUGUGGACAUCAGCACUCCCAUAUGUGCAUCUGUGGUCAUAAUCACAUGUACUGAUACAGUAUACACAGAGACUGCAGAUUUGCCCAACUUACAGUGUAAACACACACACACACACACACACUUAAAAAGAAAUGAACAAACCAAACCACACAUCACACAGCGGAGGAUCCCAAAGCAAAGACUUCUAAAACCAGUGUCAUUUUUUUCUUCGAAGAAACUCCAACAAGAAAACACUCAACUUCUAAAGCACUCAGAUGAAGAGAAAAGGGAUUUAGGCCAUGAUCAGUUGCAGAAUUUACUGCCAAUUUCUAACCAUUGGGGAAAAUGGUUCAUCUUUGUAGUUGGGUCUAAUACUAAAUGUAUGUGAGACACCAGCGUGAGCUUUGAAGAGAACAGUACUUAAUAAGAGAAUGACUCAACACUAAAGCCAAUGGAGUAGCUCAACGAAGACAGGAGCCAAUUUAAUGGGACAACAUGUCUGUGGAGACGUGACUCAAAGUACGUUUUAUACGUCUAAGUUGAAGGACACUUAUUCAUAUGACUGACUUGGAGUGACAUUGCUAUUUGUAGCCAUUCUGAGCAGAGAUGUGUAACUUUGUGUUAUUAAGCCUUUGCUAUGGGCUUUUAAAAGACAGUGUUAUGCUUUACUUAGUGAUGAUUGUCUGCAUUUCUAGACUCUGAAACAGUAAAAUCUCUCACUGACAAGGUAAGAGUCUCAGCUGUUUCAUAACCCAACUCAAAAACAUCUUCAUGCUCCAGUUUUUAAUAUAUAUUUGGAGAUAUUUUGAGCCCACUUCCUGGCUUUUAGUACCAAAUAUACUGCAUCUCAUGAUUCAUGUUACUUAACUGCUCCUGUCGAGGCUAUUAAUAAAACAAGACAUUAUAAGGAAGAGAUCUCAUUUGAGAUAGGACAUUUUUAUAAUGAUCUAUAGAGCACUAAUUCAGCCAUUCAAAGAUAAGUGGAGGCUGAAUUGAACUGUUGCAGAAAGCAUGAUUAAUGAUGUUUUAAGCGUGAUCGUGGAUCAGAUUCGCCUAACUUUGGACCACAAGCACCUUCUCCCCACCCUUCCCUUCUCAUCAGUUAUUGUUUACAUGAAGCGUAAUACUUGAAAUGCACCCAGUGUACAGGAUAUUAAGAACACCUGCAUCGCAUGUCAAGUAACCUGGACAGAUUAGAUCAGAUAAAGGCCUUGAUGCAUUAUUGAUUUUUUCCAGUAUGGUUUCUAACUUGAUGUGGAAAUUAAUUGUGGGUAAAAUGUUGCAAAGGAUUUUUGGGAGAGGAGCUGCAGAUUAGUGCAAAGCAGGUGUGCUUAUAUUUUGUAAACAGAGUGAAUAUUUAAUUAAUUAAAUCAGUGUUUGGAUCAGCUUUUGAUCCUUUUAAAGCCUGUUUUUUGUGUCACAGCAUGUUUUGUGUUUUAAACCACAGUACCAUGUAAAGAAUAUUUCCCCCUUUACAUGUUUCAUCUGUUUUUGCUUUUUUAUUACACAAAUCACAUAACUUUGAAAAUCAACCCUAGGAAAAUACAGUUACCCCCAGUUUAUUGGUUCAUUUUGACUAGCCACACUCAGGCCUGUCUUUCCUUUAGAAUCAUGAAAUCACUUAAACAGAACCUUUCUGACAACAUAAAGUAGACUAAAAGAUGAAGAAGCAAAACAUUAGGUCCAGUUCUAUACAUCACUUGCCCCAAUUAAGGUCAUUGUUUAUUAUUCUAUAAAUAAGAACGAGACAAAUAAAAAAUGGCAUAAAUGGGAGAGUUCCAAGACAAAAAGCACUCCUUUCCAAAAAGAACACAAUGGCCAAUUUCGCAUAUCUCAACUAACAUCUUUUUUGCAGGGGAGACCAUGCAGAUUAGUAAGAGGCAAGACAAAAGUAAAACAUUUUGGGGGGUGUUCAUCCCUUUAAUUCUGCCAUGAGACUGCCAUAUCAUUUUAAAAACAGAACAUAGUUUUCGCAUUCAAAAUGAUGGUGGUAAUAUGAUGGUCAGGGGAUGGUCUUAAGAAGAAAAUCCUGAGGGAGAAUGUCCUUCCAUCAGUUCAUGACCUUAAGCUUGAGUGCAUUUGCGUUAUUCAGGAGAAUGAUUCCAAGCACACCAGCAAGUCCACCUCUGAAUUGCUGAAAAACUAGAACACAAUUAAGGUUUUGGAGUGACCUAGUCAAAGCCUUCAAUUAAAUCCAAUUGAGACACUGUGGCAAUAAACAGGCUGUUCAUGUCUGACAACCCUCCAGCAUAUGUGCAUUAAAUCAAUUCUGAAAAAUGGUAAAUGGCCUGCACUUAUAUAGCGCUUUAUCAAGUCCGAGGACUUCAAAGCGCUUUACAAUCAGUCAUCUACCCAUUCACACACUGACAGUGGUAGGCUACACUGUAGUCAUAGCUGCCCUGGGUCAGACUGACUGAGGUGAGGCUGCCAUACAAUCGGCGCCACUAGGCCCUCUGACCAUCACCAGCAGGCAAGGCCGGUGUCUUGCCCAAGUACACAACGACUGAGACGGACAGAGGGGGGUUGGAACCCUCCGGUUACAGGACGAACUCCUACCAUCUGAGCCACCUUCGCAAAGAAGAGUGGGACACAUUUUCUCAACAAUCUAAAAGACAUGCUUUUACAGUGAGUUAUCAACACACUUGCACAACCAUUUGUAAAUUUUAAGGGGCAAUUAGUUUUUUACAUAGGGUCUGGUUGAUGUGGGUAGCUUUUUUUUGUUAAUAAAUAAAAUCAUCUUUUGUAAACUACAUUUUUCAUUCAAAUAGAUUAUCUUUUUCUAAUGUUAAAAUGUGAUUAAAACAUUUAAGUGUGACAAAAAGCAAAAAAGAAGAAACCUGUAAAGGGCCAAAUACUUUUUUGGGGUACUGUAGAAGCCAAAUGCUUUCAUUUUGCUUUCCAGUAUACAUUUGACCUAGCUGCUUUAGUUUCAGUGCUGCUGUAGCUACAGUGCCAUUUCUGAACUUUCAGCCAUUUACCAUCAUGAAGGAAGAAAAGUCUGUCUGCACCUCACUGUGAUUCAGGCUUUUACUUUUGAUUGUUUCGGCCAUUGUGAUGAUACCAGAUGAAGACCUUUCAGUGCUUCAGGCUGUUUUCAUUAACAAGCACACUCAGUCUUCUGUUGCACUGCUGAUUUGACCAGUUCAGUAUUCAGGGGAGGUUUUACACUCCUCACAGGACCUUGAUUCGUGUUAACGUAAAAAGUAAGAUAAAAAAUAUGAAAAAAAAUAACUAAAUACAUUUCAUGUUUAGUGUUAAAAUAUUAUGGAAUUCAUCUGUUUUAUGUGUGGUUUGACAGCGAUAAUUUAUAAAUGUGUUGUGCAAUAACUUGUCAUGUUUAAACUGCAUUUUUAAAAACAAUAUAUAACUGUAUAAAUAUUGUACAUAAAAACACUCCUAUUUUGCAAGUAAAAAAAUUCACUUUUUACUGUUGUUAUACAUUAAAAGCGGAGCUGAUGAAAAUAA